CACCCCGGCGCCGGCGGCCUCCGCGCUGAGGGGCUGGACGUGCGGGAGCUGCUCUCCGUGGUCGGUCCCCGCGCGGCUGAGCCCGGGCCGCCUGUGCCGCGUCCCCGAGCUGCGGCCCCGAGCCGGGCUGCUCCGAGCACCGGUGCUCCAGGGCUCCAAACUCGGGCUGCCGGGGCAAGUGUCUUCAUGAACCCAGAGGAUGUCCGGGAAGCACUACAAAGGUCCUGAAGUCAGUUGUUGCAUCAAAUACUUCAUAUUUGGCUUCAAUGUCAUAUUUUGGUUUUUGGGAAUAGCAUUUCUCGGAAUUGGACUGUGGGCAUGGAAUGAAAAGGGCGUCCUGUCCAACAUCUCUUCCAUCACCGACCUCGGCGGCUUUGACCCAGUCUGGCUCUUCCUCGUGGUGGGAGGAGUGAUGUUCAUUUUGGGAUUUGCAGGGUGCAUCGGAGCACUGCGGGAAAACACUUUCCUUCUCAAGUUUUUUUCUGUGUUCCUGGGAAUUAUUUUCUUCUUGGAGCUCACUGCCGGAGUUCUGGCAUUUGUUUUCAAGGACUGGAUCAAAGACCAGCUGUAUUUCUUUAUAAACAACAACAUCAGAGCCUACAGAGAUGACAUUGAUUUGCAAAACCUCAUAGACUUCACCCAGGAAUAUUGGCAGUGCUGUGGGGCUUUUGGAGCUGAUGAUUGGAACCUAAAUAUUUACUUCAAUUGCACAGAUUCCAAUGCAAGUCGAGAGCGAUGCGGCGUGCCCUUCUCCUGCUGCACUAAAGACCCCGCGGAAGAUGUUAUCAACACUCAGUGUGGCUAUGAUGCCAGGCAAAAACCCGAAGUUGACCAGCAGAUUGUAAUCUACACGAAAGGCUGCGUGCCUCAGUUUGAGAAGUGGUUGCAGGACAAUUUAACCAUCGUGGCCGGCAUUUUCAUAGGCAUUGCGUUGCUGCAGAUUUUCGGGAUCUGCCUGGCCCAGAAUUUGGUUAGUGAUAUCGAGGCUGUCAGGGCUAGCUGGUAGCAGGGCUGCCUCAGCUGCUGCAAGACACUGGACAGACCGAGCCUCGCGCCCCUCCAUGCGCCCCUCCAUGCGCCACGCCGACGUCUGAGCUGCACAGACUAAGCACCGGGGCACCCUGCAAUGUCGCCUCAUGGAGCUGCCAGGAACGCGUUUGUGGGGGGUAAACCCGGGAGAUGCUGCUCACUGACAGAAUUAAAAACAAGUGAGCCAGUAA
Molecule: messenger RNA, 1220 nt
Organism: Tupaia belangeri chinensis (Chinese tree shrew)
Lineage: Eukaryota; Metazoa; Chordata; Mammalia; Scandentia; Tupaiidae
Gene: TSPAN5
Product: tetraspanin 5
Exons: 8
Coding region: 200-1006 (268 amino acids)
Cellular component (GO): plasma membrane
Source: RefSeq, a predicted model, not a curated record